CAUCGAGCACUCUCUAGCACGACCAUUCAUCCACGCCAGGCCGUUACAAUGGCAAGGGCCAGAAAUAGCCCCACUUAAUCAAAGAUACCAGAAGCGCUCCUCUCCGGCAUCGCAUCCAUCUCCAACCCUGAGGAUCUAGAGCGCGAAAGUCGCUGAACAUGGCGUCGCCGAACAACGGAACUGCCGCUUCAUCGCCGCAGCCCACCUCCGUCCAUGAAAUUAUCCCAGCGCCUAUCGCCACAAAUGAGCAGCGAGUCUGCUUCAUUUGCUUGCAGAACGACACAGACACGCCCAACGCAACAUGGGUGAACCCAUGCCCCUGCAGCCUCGAAGCCCACGAGGAGUGUAUGCUGCGAUGGAUUGCCGAGAUGGAGGCAUCACCUCGCCAGUCGAAAAAGGGUGGCUUCAAGUGUCCGGCUUGCAAGGCCACCAUCACAGUCGAGGAGCCGCACGACCCCCUGCUUGCGAUUAGGGAUCUACUCUAUGCCCGAUACAGCCGCGUGUCGCCAUACAUCUUGACCUUCAUCAUAACGGGCGGCAGCUUUGCCGGUGCUUUGUGGUACGGCCAGACCGCGGCCAGUAUCUUCGCCGGCCGCCGUGCCGUGGCCCGGUGGAUGUGGCCGGGGGAGCGCCAACGAUGGCCGUCGACCCUGAUUAAGUUAUGGAUCUUGUCAUCUAUCGGGCCCGGUUUGGUGAUCAUGCGGUGGCUUCCGUGGCUCGGGACUGUUGUAGUUCUGCCCUUCUCCGUCCUGUACAGCGCAACCCUGGUCGCUCAGGACGAUCUUCCCACAUGGCCUCCGUCGCCGCACUGGGUCGUGGCGCUGAUGCCGCUCGUACAACUCAGUUACUCCUACCUGUUGUACGACCUGUUCGGACCGUUGGAACGGCGAUUGAACCGCGCACUGCGUGGGCUACCCGCCACCGAGGACGACGCAGCAUUGAGAAAUGGGGCGGAGCAAGCAGGUGCGGCUCCCGCGCCCACAGCAGGUGCGGCUCCCGCGCCCGCCGCAGGAGCAGCUGCCGCCCGGAACGAACAAGAAGCCGAUGGGCUCUGGGGCGCAUUCGCCAAUCUCGGCCGCGCCGUUCUAGGGCUCUUUGCCGACGUCCGCGUUGAAGGAGCGGGCAAUGUCGAUGUCGAACUUGCCAAUGAGCACUUCGAGAUCAGGAUAGGAGCCGAGCUCGCCGACGACCAAGACGAGAUUGAUGCCGGGCGCGAUCUGGAGGAUGAGGAUGUGGACGGGGGCAGAGACGGGUUUCAACUCCCUGCCGAGGCAGCAGCACAACACGAGGAACAGCAGCAAGUCCAGAACCCACAAGAGCCUGCAGACCAGCGACAACCCAGGCCAGAAGCGGCCCAGCAGAACCAAAACGUCCAGAACGCUCCCGACAAUCAACGCAACAACGACGACGUGCCCGAAGGCUCGUACUUUACCCUCGUCAUCAACAGCCUUGUCACAUCCCUCCUCUUCCCCGCCAUCUCGUACGGCAUGGGAGAGCUCAUACGCGCCGUCGCCCCAAGGACCUGGGUAGCACCGGCACGCUCGUGGGGCAGAAAGGGGCCAGCCGGCCUGCUGCAGCAACGCUGGGGUCGCAGCCUGGUGGGUGGGUGCCUCUUUGUCGUGAUGCGGGAUGCGAUCGCGUUGUAUACCAAGUACAGGCGGGUCCAAGUACGGGCGAAGAGGAGAGUCAGGAACGUUGAGAGGAGGACAGGGUCUAGGUCUACGGGAGAGGCGGCAUGAGAGAAGGGCAAUGUUGGUGCGGAAGAAGGGUGGCGAAGUUAGAAUGCAAACCUAAUGAACAUUUGCCGUGAUAUAACACAUUGGAUCGAAAGGAUGCCAGGAGGGCCAUUCUAAUCGCCGGGUACACUGGGUUGCAACGACCCGUUGAACUAUACCGAGCCUGCGCGGAAUUGAGCAACCAUUGCCCGAUGCCAAGGGCGAGAAUCU
This is a messenger RNA of Thermothelomyces thermophilus ATCC 42464, 1946 nucleotides long. RefSeq lists its product as uncharacterized. Lineage: Eukaryota; Fungi; Ascomycota; Sordariomycetes; Sordariales; Chaetomiaceae. The transcript is spliced from 3 exons. Gene Ontology annotation, molecular function: zinc ion binding. The record is from RefSeq and is a predicted model, not a curated record. Bases 159 to 1739 code for a protein of 526 amino acids.